Messenger RNA from Filobasidium floriforme, 1607 nucleotides. RefSeq lists its product as uncharacterized. The record is from RefSeq and is a predicted model, not a curated record. Bases 55 to 1128 code for a protein of 357 amino acids. NCBI's taxonomy places the organism in Eukaryota, Fungi, Basidiomycota, Tremellomycetes, Filobasidiales, Filobasidiaceae. The transcript has 2 exons.
CAUUCACAUCACCAGAAGGUGCCACAACUAGCUACGACGAAUGACAACACAAUAAUGUCACAUGAUCACACCCCAGACUCGUUAUUCGACUCGUUUACUCAGCCCGAUCCCGCAUCAGGAUCGAGGCCAAGGCCCUACGCCCGACCUUCUACCUCGCUCACCUCAUACUCGCCUCGACCCGGCUCUGCACUCGGACCAGAACAUGAACUCGCUGCAGGAGAAGAGACUCUCGAGCGGAUGAUGGAACAGGGAGGACGGACACGACGGGAUCGUGAGCAGAGAACUCGAACGAGAAAGAGGGCAAGGGGGGAGAGGGACAACGCUCGUGCGAGGGGGAAUGUAGAUACUUCAGGCACCGACGGGGACGAUCUGGAUGAACUUUUUGAGAUUCCUCGACCGAGGACUCGUACAUCGUCGUCGAAAGGCUCGAAGGUCAGCCAGACGAAAAAGAAGGCGGGCAAAGGUGGAAAGCCGAGGAUGACGCCUUACCAGGACGAUCCUUCUCUGGACUUGUCCCUCGACCCCGGCUCUGACUCGAACAUCAGCGCCAAUUCGGAUGACGAGGACGGGACGCACGGGACUCCAGAAGACGGUUACGGGACAGAGGGAUCAGGGCAAGACGAAGGGGACCUCGAAACCCAGAUCUUCAACUCGAUCGGGUUGUUCCCCUCGACCUCCUCUACUCUGGACCUCGAUCAUCAUGUUGAGCACCACAAUCAUCUCCGAGCCAUGACAACCAGUAUCAAUACUCCUCGUCUCAAACCCAAAUCAAACCCGAAGCAAAGAGAACCAGGCUGGAAAGGACCUCUGGAAUCCUCGGCUCUCAAACACGGUCCGCAGCGGGGAAUGUUUGAUUUUCCCCUCUCACCGGACGUAGAGUAUAUCCCCAAUCCAGACUACCAGACCCUGCACGACCUCGCUCAACACACUCUCGCUUCCACGGCGUUCUUGUACGCCGGCGGACCUUAUGCUGUCGGACCUCCCGCCUCUCUCUCCCUAUCGGGGAUGGGCACGGGAAUGGGGUCGGACAUGGGAAUUGGGAGGGUUCAAGGUGCGGGCGCGGGAGGAUGGGGCGUCAAGGGCGCUCGAGGAAAGUUUGGGGUGGGGAUCUUGCCGAGGGGUGGAUGAGCUCCGGAUUCAAGCUCGGGAGCUGGAAGGACAAGGACAAGAUUGCUACAGUGGCGAGCUGGUGAAACCGACGAGAAAGACGACAUUACGACCAUAAUGACAGUUGGGCUUUUGAGACCCUAUUUCCGGGAUUGUUGUGGUUUCGUGUAAUCAACGGGAUGUAAACAUGGGAUCAUCGUGAAUGUUCAGAUAUAGGAAACCGACUAUAUGCUGUGCUCAGGACAACGAUGUUGAUGAAUGCAAGAGUACCAAAUGCGAAAAGAGAUUUAUGGUAACGGGUCACGUACCAAGAUGAGUGGCAUCAUCUUAGCUAUCACGUUGACUCUUGUUUGACGGUCACAUGAAGCAUGAAAGAUCACAGCGAAUACCAUGAAACGGGAAAGUACCCGGCUUCGGUAAAAACGCCUUUAGUGGAAGCUUAUAUCAACAAUGAAAUCCGGGACUUGAACUCCCGUUUACAGCCGUCGAAUGGGUUGAGG